AUGAUCGUCUACAUCAUAUUGUUCACCUUCUUGGAUGGCUACCCUUACAUCUUUGCGGAAACCUUCGACAUCAACGAGGGACUAUCCAACAUCUGCUUCGUGGGUUUGUUCGUCGGUAUAGCUCUUUCCGCGCUUCUUGUUCCAAUGGCAUACCGCAGAACCGUGCGACAACUCGAGAAAGAUGGAGACGAUGGAUCCGGUAAAGCUAUACACCGCGAGUCAAGAUUGUUCUUUGCCAUGAUUGGAGCACCUACACUACCUAUUGGUCUCUUCUGGAUGGGGUGGACUGACUAUGCCUCGGUGUCGAUAUGGUCGCCUCUAGCGGCGUCAUUGCUCGUCGGCUUCAGCAACAUUUGCAUCUUCAUGUCCGCGUACAUGUACAUCAUCGACAGCUACGAAGCAUACGCAGCGUCGGCCCUGACAUUUGUCGCGCUGGUCAGAUACAUUGCAGCUGGUGGGAUGACUGUUGUUGGUAUCCCGAUGUAUAGGAACUUGGGGACUCAUUGGACUUUGACUCUGCUUGGUAUCAUCAGUGUCGUAGCACUGCCAAUUCCCUACGUACUUUAUCGCUUCGGGCCAAGCCUCCGAAAACGCAGCAAGUGGGCAGUAUAA
Molecule: messenger RNA, 612 nt
Organism: Alternaria arbusti
Lineage: Eukaryota; Fungi; Ascomycota; Dothideomycetes; Pleosporales; Pleosporaceae
Exons: 3
Coding region: 1-612 (203 amino acids)
Biological process (GO): transmembrane transport
Molecular function (GO): transmembrane transporter activity
Source: RefSeq, a predicted model, not a curated record